Molecule: messenger RNA, 1842 nt
Organism: Scheffersomyces amazonensis
Lineage: Eukaryota; Fungi; Ascomycota; Pichiomycetes; Serinales; Debaryomycetaceae
Product: lysophospholipase
Exons: 1
Coding region: 1-1842 (613 amino acids)
Biological process (GO): glycerophospholipid catabolic process
Cellular component (GO): intracellular membrane-bounded organelle; cytosol; extracellular region
Molecular function (GO): A2-type glycerophospholipase activity
Source: RefSeq, a predicted model, not a curated record
AUGUUUUACUUGUCAGUAUUCUUACUUAUUGCUAGUAUUCUUGCCUCUUCUCCAACUGGUGGGUAUGCUCCAGGUUCAGUUACAUGUCCUUCUGGUUCAUUAACUAGAAAAGCUAUUGGACUUUCACCAAAGGAAGUCAGUUGGGUUGAAGGUAGAAAAACUAAUACUAAUGCAGCAUUAGCUACUUUCCUUGAAAAUGCCAAUUUAACUGACUUUGAUGUCCAAGACUUCUUAAGUUCAAAUUCUCCAACUAUUGGUUUAGCCUUUAGUGGUGGUGGAUAUCGUGCCAUGUUGACAGGAGCUGGAGAAUUGGCUGCUUUAGAUUCCAGAACUAAUAGUGCCAACAAUGGAUUGAAAGGGUUAUUACAAGCCUCUACAUAUAUCUCUGGAUUAUCAGGAGGUAGUUGGUUAGUAGGAUCAAUUGCUUUGAAUGAUUUCAUUUCUGUUGAUCAGAUUCUUUCUGAAAAUGUUCUUUGGGAUUUAGAUAGUUCUAUAUUAGAUCCAGAUGGAGCUAAUGUUAUAUAUGAUAGUGCUUAUUGGGCUACUAUAUCUGCUGAAAUUGCGGCCAAACAAUUAGCUGGAUUUAAAGUUACCAUAACUGAUUUAUGGGCUAGAACUUUAUCGUACCAAUUAUUAACUCAAUCUAAUCCUAAUGAUGGAGCUUCCUUAACCUUUUCUGAUAUUUCUACUUUUGAUUCAUUCACAUCUCAACAAUUCCCAUUCCCAAUUAUUGUAUCUGAUGGUAGAUCUCCAAACACUCUUGUUCUUGAUACUAAUUCCACUAUUUUUGAAUUUAAUACUUUUGAAUUUGGUUCAUGGGAUCCAACUAUCUAUGACUUUGUUCAGACUAAGUAUCUUGGAUCUAAUUUAAAGAAUGGUAAUCCUGUGAGUCUGAAUUCUUGUGUUGAAGGAUUUGAUAAUGGAGGAUUUAUUAUGGGUACUAGUUCAUCAUUAUUUAAUGAAGUGUUAUUAGAUGUAUCCCAAUCUGGUUUACCAUCUUUCCUUCAAACAUUAGUCAAUGAUGUUAUUAUCAACCCAGUCAGUGACUUGAAUGUUGAUGUUGCCUAUUAUUCUCCAGAUCCUUUCUAUGCCAAUACAGGAGGUUUCCUUUCUGAUAUUGUUAAUAAAAUCUCUGGUGAUGAUACUCUUUAUUUAGUAGAUGGAGGUGAAGAUGGACAGAAUGUCCCAUUUGCCCCAUUGAUCCAACCUGAUAGAAAUGUCGACGUUAUUUUUGCUCAUGAUAACUCGGCUGAUACCGAUUUGAAUUGGCCUGAUGGUUCAUCAUUGGUUGCAACUUAUCAAAGACAAUUUGCACCCAUCGGAAAUGGUACGCACUUCCCCUAUGUUCCAGAUCAGAAUACUUUCCUUAAUUUAAACUUGACUUCCAAGCCUACAUUCUUUGGAUGUGAUGCUAAGAACUUAUCAAGUUUAACUAGUGAUUAUUUAGAUGUUCCAUUGGUAGUUUAUCUUGCUAAUAGACCAUUUUCUUACUGGACCAAUACUUCUACAUACAAAAUGGCCUACAGUUAUGAAGAACGUGUUGGAAUGAUUCAGAACGGGUAUGAGAUUGAAACCAGAUUCAAUACUACUUUAGAUAGUCAAUGGAGUGCCUGUGUUGGAUGUGCCAUAAUUAGAAGAUCUCAAGAAAGAGCAGGUAUUGAACAGUCUGAACAAUGUCAACAAUGUUUUGCAGAAUACUGUUGGAAUGGUGAUAUCUAUACAGGAGAAGCUCUUGGAGAAAAUUAUUCUAAUGAUGGAUUAGUUUCUGGAACUGAAUACUAUAACUCCAGUAAUGUAGCUGGUAUCAGUGAUGGAGGACUUGAUUUAUUUAAGAGAGAAUAG